Protopolystoma xenopodis is the source of this 1047-nucleotide messenger RNA. The record is from the annotation of a GenBank genome assembly. Lineage: Eukaryota; Metazoa; Platyhelminthes; Monogenea; Polystomatidea; Polystomatidae.
AUGACUUGCAUCUGCUCGGCUUCAUUCUGCGCUUGUGCCUCCGAAGCAAGCCAAAGCCUCCAAAGCGAUUUCCCAGACACACACCUUCAGACAGACAGCCAAGCGGUUAGUUCCAUCGGUUGUCAUUUAUAUGCUCAAAGGCAAUCCAGUUCCGGAGGCCAAAUUCGACCUUAUCGGCGACGUCGGUUUGCUCCGUUGUUACCUUCAGGUCCCCUGCUUGAAGUGGAACCGGUUCCACUGUCGCCUCUUCUUUGGUCAUCGCAGGCAGGCUUGUCGAGUUGUCAUUUUGACCCCAGCGAUUUGGUACCUGUGACGGAGGCAGCUCCGAUUAUGGUGACCGGUGAGACGGAAACAAUAUCCCCGGACUCGAGCAAGACUUUCGGAUUUGUUGGUGCCCUGGCCAGGCAUAAACCGGCCCCUUCUGACCGACUUCUUACAGGAGUAGGCCAAUCGAAUCUUUCAGCUCAUCUUGGAAAGGUCAAAGUCAUCCUUCGCGUCAUGGGCCCAUCUGCCUGCAAAGGAGGUGGCCAAAAAUUGCCUUUAGCGACUCGGGCAGUGGAAAACUCUUCAGGCCUAUUAUUGUCAGGGCCUUUCAUUCGAGCCUCUUCCGGAAGUGGCAAUUCUAACAACCUCGGAGGUAUCGCCACAAACGUUACCGAUGAAAGGAGCAGCAAGCCUGCGGGUCCUAAUCUUCCAGCCCAAACAUUAUAUCCACCUCCACCUACAUCGGCGUCUCUUCAGGCCUCAUCUCCAGGGCCAACGUCAACGCUGACGCCAACUUACGUUGCCACGACCGGUCAUGGGGCUCUUAGUCCCGGGGAAGUAGGGGCCAAUUGCCUUUAUGUUGACCAGACCAGACAGCAGGUAACGCUUGUGGAACCGGUGGAUGGAGUGCCGUCACAUCGAAGGACAGUGCCAAAGCUGUUCGCGAUGGACGCCAUUUUCAUGGAGGAAGACGACCUGUUUCACCUAGUCGGAGUCAAAGUGAAUGACACUGUUUGGCUUCCAUCUGAGGAUUUCAUUCCGCGACAACACUUCUGUACAUGA